Molecule: messenger RNA, 900 nt
Organism: Rotaria sp. Silwood1
Lineage: Eukaryota; Metazoa; Rotifera; Eurotatoria; Philodinida; Philodinidae
Source: the annotation of a GenBank genome assembly
AUGAAUGUUGAAUGUAUUUUUUCGGAGUAUGGAUAUGAUCCACAAGUUGAUUUGGAUAGUGUUCUUAAUGGUACUGGUAAACAUUUUAAAUCGUUUAUUAGUUUUGUCAAUAAAAAUCAAUGGCUUCCACAAGUAUUCUCUGCUUUCAUGUUUUUUUGGUUAACAGCUUUCAUAAUUGGCUUAAGUGAAUUAGUUCUUGCUGGUGUCUAUGUACGUUAUUAUUGGGAUAAACAACGAUUUGGUGUUCCAUGUUUAUCAUUAGGUCAAUCUUUAUUUCGUGCAAUUGUAUUUCAUCUCGGUACAAUUGCAUUUGGUUCAUUAAUAAUAGCCAUUGUUAAAUUAAUUCGUUUAUUAUUAGAAUACGUCGAAAAUAAAGUUAAAGAUAAAACAGGAAAAUUUGCUCGUUGUCUAUUUUGUUGUUGUCGUUGUUGUUUAUUUUGCUUGGAAAAAUUCUUAAAAUUUCUUAAUCGAAAUGCUUAUAUUAUAACAGCAAUAUAUGGAUCAGGUUUUUUUACAUCAGCACGUCGAGCAUUUAAAAUAAUUAUUUCAAACCCAAUUCGUUUACUUGUUAUUGAUAAAGUAUGUGAUUUUCUUAUAUUUCUUGGUAAAUUAUGUAUAACAGCUGGUAUUGGUAUUCUUGCUUUCUUCUUUUUUACUCAUCGAAUAGCACAAGCUGAAAACUAUGUACCUGAAUUAAAUUAUUAUCUUAUACCAUUAUUGUUAAUUAUUAUUGGUACUUAUAUUAUUGCAAAAUGUUUUUUUUCAGUUUAUUCAAUGGCGGUUGAUACCAUAAUGCUUUGUGCAUUAGAAGAUCUAAGAAUGCAAGAAAAGAACAAAAAUCAUCAGGUGAUGAUGUCCAAAAACUUGAGAAAAGUAUUUCGAGUUAAAAAAAAUGACUAA